Brettanomyces bruxellensis is the source of this 1572-nucleotide messenger RNA. RefSeq lists its product as uncharacterized. The transcript has a single exon. NCBI's taxonomy places the organism in Eukaryota, Fungi, Ascomycota, Pichiomycetes, Pichiales, Pichiaceae. Gene Ontology annotation, cellular component: fungal-type vacuole membrane; plasma membrane. Gene Ontology annotation, molecular function: nucleobase transmembrane transporter activity. Bases 1 to 1572 code for a protein of 523 amino acids. The record is from RefSeq and is a predicted model, not a curated record. Gene Ontology annotation, biological process: cytosine transport; transmembrane transport.
AUGAGAACUUCACAAAAAGAGAACACUGACAUCGAGAAAGUGGUCGCAAGACCUACUUCGGAGGAUAUGAGCACCGACUCUAAUACGGAGGGCAUUCAAACGGAUAAGAGUAGGGCCGCAAGAAUAUAUUGCCGGCUCAUGAGGAUGAUGAAUGGAGAGACGAGAGGUAUUUCGAGAGUUCCAGAAAAGGAAAAGACACAGUCCUCUAUCAUGGCCCCAACCAGACUAUGGAUGGCCAUCAAUGUUGUCAUCGCUGCAUACGCACUUGGUGCACUCUCAUACUCUUUGUUUGACCUUGAUUUCGGCACCUCUGUGCUCACCAUUGUCUUUUUCAACAUCCUUGGUUCCAUUCCAGUCGGUUUCUUCUCCGUUUUCGGUGCAAGAUUCGGACUCCGGCAGUUGAUUGUCUCGAGGUUUCUCGUGGGAAACGUUGCCAACAGGGUGUUCUGCUUUUUAGCCUGUAUUGCAUGUGUUGGAUGGGCUGCAGUCAACACAAUGAGUUCUGCGCAGUUGCUAUACAUCGUUUCCGAUACCGGUGCUCUUCCACCUUGGGGAGGAUGCGUUGUUGUCAUUGCCUGCACCAUCAUUGUUUCCUUCUUUGGCUACAACGUGAUCCAUACGUACGAAAAGUGGUCCUGGAUUCCAAAUAUGGUCUGUUUCAUCGCCAUUAUUGCCAGGAUGGCCAAGGCAGAUGUCUUUAAAGCGGGAAUCCAGAACGAGGCAGGCGAGUGGGUCACGUGGGGCUCGGGAAGUACCCUUGCCGGCAAUGUUCUCUCUUUCGGAGGUACUAUUUUCGGCUACUCCGCCGGUUGGGCCACGUAUGCCGCAGAUUACACUACUUACAUGCCUGCAGACACUUCUGCCUGGAAGUUGUCCUUGGGUGUCUUCACCGGAGUCUCUGUUCCGUUAAUUUUUACAGAAGUUCUCGGCGCUGCAUGCAUUACCGGUGUCAAGACCAGCAAAGUGUUUGCUGAUUAUUACGACAACUACUCGGUUGGUGGCCUCAUCUACGCGAUCUUGGUUCACGAUUCGUUACACGGAUUUGGCCGCUUUCUCUGCGUGUUGCUAGCUUUAUCCACAGUCUGCAACAACAUCCCUAACAUGUACUCUAUCGCCAUGGGUGCACAAGCUUUGUGGUCGAAGUUCGCCAAGGUUCCAAGAGUGACCUGGACUGUGAUUGGAAACGGUCUCAUCUUGGCCAUUUGCAUCCCUGCCUACUACAAGUUCGAGUCCGUCGUUGACAACUUCAUGAACCUCAUCGGUUACUACAUUGCCGUCUAUGUUGUCGUGGGAAUGAUCGAGCAUUUCGUCUUUAGAAAGAGCUUCUCGGCUUACAAUCCAGAUGACUACAACAGAAACGACCGCCUCAAUCCUGGAUACGCCGGUCUUUUUGCCUUCUGUUGUGGUGUUGCUGGUGCUGUUCUCGGUAUGAACCAGACCUGGUACCAGGGUGUUUUGGCACUGAAGAUUGGUGCUGAUGCCGGCGAUAUUGGUUUCGAGCUUGCCGCUGGUUUCUCGGCAUUGGCCUACUUGGCCACUCGGCCAAUUGAGCUCAAGUACAUGGGCCGUUGA